This is a messenger RNA of Diorhabda sublineata, 627 nucleotides long. RefSeq names its product germ cell nuclear acidic protein-like. Bases 1 to 627 code for a protein of 208 amino acids. Lineage: Eukaryota; Metazoa; Arthropoda; Insecta; Coleoptera; Chrysomelidae. The transcript has 2 exons. The record is from RefSeq and is a predicted model, not a curated record.
AUGGGAGAUAAUGAGGGGAAAAUCCUAAUUGAAAUUAGUAGAAGACGAAAAAGAAUAGAACAUUGGGUACAAGAGGAACCAAAAUCGUCCUUCGGCAUCAGAAAAACUUCAGCAAGGCGAUACAGAGGUAUAGAUCUUCCAAAAUCAUUUAUAAAAGACAUAGAUCUUCCAGAAUCAUUUGUAAAAGACAUAGAUCUUCCAAAAUCAUGUGCAGAAGACAUAGAUCUUCCAAAAUCAUUUGCAGAAGACAUUGAUCUUCCAAAAUCAUUUGCAGAAGACAUUGAUCUUCCAAAAUCAUUUGCAGAAGACAUUGAUCUUCCAAAAUCAUUCGCAGAAGACAUAGAUCUUCCAAAAUCAUAUACAGAAGACAUAGAUCUUCCAGAAUCAUUUGUAAAAGACAUAGAUCUUCCAAAAUCAUGUGCAGAAGACAUAGAUCUUCCAAAAUCAUUUGCAGAAGACAUUGAUCUUCCAAAAUCAUUUGCAGAAGACAUUGAUCUUCCAAAAUCAUUUGCAGAAGACAUUGAUCUUCCAAAAUCAUUCGCAGAAGACAUAGAUCUUCCAAAAUCAUAUACAGAAGACAUAGAUAUUCCAGAAUCAUUUGUAAAAGACAUAGAUCUUCCAAAAUAA